Messenger RNA from Puccinia triticina, 1761 nucleotides. RefSeq lists its product as uncharacterized. Gene Ontology annotation, cellular component: cytoplasm. The record is from RefSeq and is a predicted model, not a curated record. The transcript is spliced from 7 exons. Gene Ontology annotation, molecular function: GTPase activator activity. Lineage: Eukaryota; Fungi; Basidiomycota; Pucciniomycetes; Pucciniales; Pucciniaceae. Gene Ontology annotation, biological process: small GTPase-mediated signal transduction. Bases 1 to 1761 code for a protein of 586 amino acids.
AUGUUUUUGUCGCCGGUCUCCUCUAGUCGACCACAGCAGAAAACCAGGCAGGAACACUCCCAGUUGACCACAAUGAAACAGCCAGACACCUCAUUCUCAACAGCAUCCUCAUCCGAGUCAUCGCAGGAGUCGUCCUCAUCAGCAGCAACCGAAACAGAGUCCUCAUCAAGCACCUCAAGCUCAGCAGCCCUGCAAAACCAACUCAUCCACAAGAUCAUCUAUUCGGCCGGCCUCGACCAUCAAUCCAACCCGCUCCUAGUCAUCUCAGCCUCGAGCUUCCCGGCCAAACUCCCAGCCCAUCUCACCCUCGACUCACUCACCCAGCAGGCACUCAGCCUAUUCUCACCCAUCAUCUCAAACGGACCCUACUCACUCGUCAUCUUCGCCUCACCCGCCGAACAUGCACCGACUGUCAAACAGAUCCUGUUCUCCUACAGACAAUUCAGUCGGCCAAUCAGAAAAAACCUCACCGCACUCUGGGUCGUCCAUCCCACCUUCUGGGCCAAGACUACCGUACAGGUUCUCCUCAAGACCAUCGUGAGCUGGAAGAUGUCUCGCAAGAUCAAAUGGAUCAAGGAUCUCUCAACACUUGCAAGCCUGGUACCCAUCCAUCAGAUUUGCAUCCCGCCAGAGGUGUACAAGUACGAUCUGACAAUCGAACCAGCCAUCACCGUCCCACCCUCCUUCCGCAAGCCCCCAGUCUUCAAAGUCUCCCUAGAAGAAUUGAUGGGAGUUGAGGGGCAGGAUGGGAUCCCGCAAGUCAUCCAAGACUGUGCAAACUGUAUCAGAUCAUCGGGGAUGAAAUUCGAGGGACUCUUCCGCAGACCGCCUUCCCUCACCACCACUCAAAUCAUCAGGGAUGCCUACGACCGACGCCAGCCAGUGAAGAUGGAAGACUACGCAGACGGGCCUUUCCUCGCAGCCUCGUUGAUCAAGCUAUUUUUACGAGAGCUGCCCCAGCCGAUCUUUCCUGCGGACUUCUAUUCUCUCUUCAGAGCCUGCCCACCGAUCUAUGCCCAGCCUAUCAUCCCCUCUCAUCACGAUCAAUCAUCCCUCAAUACCCACAACCAGGCAGUACUCGACUAUCUCCGGGAACACAUCCUGAAGGACUUGAGACCGAAACCGGCCCACAUCUUGCUCGAUUACGUCCUCAAACUCUGCCACGACUUGGCCCUCCAUUCUGAACACAACAAGAUGGAUGCUCACAACUUGGCCACCUGCUUGGCUCCCACCAUGAUCCGAUCAUCCGACUUGAUUUCAGAUGCAAUGAUGUGCAAGUUACCCAGCCCAUCAUCGACCAAGGGUUCCCCCGAUCAGGCCGACCAAAGCAGCCCGGAACCCACCAGUUUCAUCUGCAUCUUGAAAUUCAUGAUCUCUUGUUACCCUUUACUAUUUGACGAGCCCCAAGAGCCGAUCAGUCCAGCUUGUUCGAGCUUAAGCAGUUCGUCGAUGUUCAAAGACAGCCACUCGACGAUGGACCUUUCGCUAUCCUCAUUCCGUGCAACGUCCUCCGCGACGGGACGAACGGGGACGUCGUCGGUGUAUGAGGGGAGCGACGACCCGAGCAGUCUUUUUCAGAAGCUGUUCGGCGUCCGACGACCGACGGCCAGCUACCUCCCUCCUCUACGAUGCACGAUUUCCCACGUCGGACUCUCCCAUGCCUUCUCGCUCGCCGACAGACGUCGCAGCCGGCUGCUCCAGGGUCCCGCCGGGUCCUCAUCACAUCAUCCAGACCAGAAACUGCUCAGACACUCUUAUUGA